Molecule: messenger RNA, 1059 nt
Organism: Rhineura floridana
Lineage: Eukaryota; Metazoa; Chordata; Lepidosauria; Squamata; Rhineuridae
Gene: TMEM218
Product: transmembrane protein 218
Exons: 5
Coding region: 255-605 (116 amino acids)
Source: RefSeq, a predicted model, not a curated record
ACCGUUGGUUGGGGUGAAGAUCAAAAACUUCACCAGGAGGAAAAUGGGCUUUGCAGCCCGUGUGGGACGUCCCUGUGUCGAGCUUGCAGGUUCUUCUAAUGAUCAGAUAGGAUGGGAAGAUAUUGCAACAUAUAAAUACAGCAAAGGGGAAAAGUUUCAUCUGUUGAAUCCCCCCCCUCCAGCUUUUUGUGGUGCUUUGGAAGGUACAAGAAGCCCCACCAAAGGAAGGAAAAAGCAGCAAGGCUACUGUCAGGAUGUCUGGCACAGUUCUUGGAGUUGGGCCAGGAGUAUUUAUCUUAGCAUUACUCUGGGUACUGACCUUGCUGCUCUGCGUGUUGUUAUCCAGAGCUUCUGGACUCGCUAGGUUCUCUGUCAUUCUGGUUUUCUUUGCUGCUGUGAUAAUUACGUUGGCUCUGUUGCUUUUCCCUCGUGCCAGUGAGUUUCCAGCACCGGCUACAGAAAUUAAGAUUGUUGAUACCUUCUUUAUUGGCCGCUUCGUCCUGCUGUCCAUUCUGAGUGUGGUUUUCCUUGGGUGCCUAUUCAUGGUUUUGAUUCACCACCUCCUGCAACCCGUGUACGCCAAACCCAUGAGAACUGCCUCGUAAGAAAACAGGCUGUCGAUCGCUGGUGCUGUUUUGGCUUGUGGAAAAUAUUUUCCUGUGAUGAAAGGGAAGCAAAGUUAAAUUGGUGUAAUCAAAAUGUUUUCUUAGUGAUAUAUAUAUAUUUAAGGUGUAUAUAUAAUUUUGUUCUUAAUAUCGUGUUAUAUGACAUCCUGGGCUUUUUGAGACAGAAGAGAUUACAAUGUCAACUUCAUAAAUACAGUUAAAUGUAUUGUGCAAAUUCUAAGCCUACUUUCCAUGUUUUGAUUUUUCCUCUUUAGUUCACUUCCUUUGCAAAAUAUGAUUAUAGGAAAAUGUGCUUGAAUAGCAGUACAGGUAAGCUGUAUUGAUUCUGGUGCCAUGUCAUCUGGAGUGUUGGCAGCUGCUCUUUAGCGAGGGCAGUUUAUUAAAAAAAUAUAGAAAUUUUCAAACAUUAAAUGCCAAUUUGAUUUGUAACCAG